AGGGAUGACUUCCGUUUUCCCGGAAUUGCCCCGCCUAUUUUCUUCCUUCUCCUUCCUUGGGAUUGGCUGGCUGGUGCUCGGGCCCCUCCUUCUCGCGACGCCCCUGGCGGCCACUUUUCCCGCCUCCUCCAGGGCCACGCAGCGGAGCCCGGUGACAGUUGAGGAUGGCCGGAGCCGAGAGUCCCACCGGGUGCCAGGCGGAGCUGGAGCCCGUGGUGUCGCUGGUGGACGUGCUCGAGGAAGACGAGGAGCUGGAGAAUGAGGCGUGCGCCGUCUUGGGCGGCAGCGACUCCGAGAAGUGCUCCUACUCGCAGGGCUCAGUGAAGAGACAAGCGCUGUAUGCCUGUAGCACCUGCACGCCAGAGGGAGAAGAGCCAGCAGGCAUCUGUCUGGCUUGCAGUUACGAGUGUCAUGGAAGUCAUAAACUAUUUGAACUGUACACAAAAAGAAAUUUUCGUUGUGAUUGUGGAAACAGCAAGUUUAAAAAUUUGGAAUGCAAAUUAUUUCCUGACAAAUCAAAGGUAAAUUCUUGCAAUAAGUACAAUGACAACUUUUUUGGCUUAUACUGCAUUUGUAAGAGACCUUAUCCUGAUCCUGAAGAUGAGGUUCCAGAUGAGAUGAUACAGUGUGUGGUCUGUGAAGACUGGUUCCAUGGCAGGCAUCUUGGUGCCAUUCCCCCUGAGAGUGGGGAUUUCCAGGAGAUGGUGUGCCAGUCUUGUAUGAGGCGCUGUUCUUUUUUGUGGGCUUAUGCUGCCCAGUUGGCAGUCACCAGAUUACCUGCUGAAGAUGAUGGGCUGCUGCUGAAUGCUGCUGGGAUGGGAGAUCAAGAUGUUAUCAAGCCUGCAAAUGGAGCUCACCAAGAUAAGACCCUGAAAGAGGAUGUUCCGGAACAGGGAAGGGAUGCUGACAAGGAGGUGAAAGCUGAGCGGGAUGACGAGCCCUGCACCAGCUCCAGCUCUCAGGCUCACCUCCAGACAGUAUUUAAGAAUGAAAAUAUCAAAACCGAGCCUCAGUCUGGCUGCAGACUUCAGGAACUCCAAGCCAAGCAGUUUCUAAAGAAAGAUGCUGCCACCUAUUGGCCCUUGAACUGGCGCAGCCGACUAUGCACCUGCCAAGACUGUAUGAAAAUGUAUGGAGACCUAGACGUCCUGUUCCUGACAGAUGAAUGUGACACAGUUCUGGCUUACGAGAACAAAGGCAAGAGUGACCAGGCAACUGACAGAAGGGACCCUUUAAUGGACACCCUCAGCAGCAUGAACAGAGUCCAGCAAGUGGAGCUCAUCUGUGAAUACAAUGACUUGAAGACUGAACUUAAGGAUUAUCUGAAGAGGUUUGCUGAUGAAGGCACGGUUGUUAAGAGAGAAGACAUUCAGCAGUUCUUUGAAGAGUUUCAAUCAAAAAAGAGAAGGCGAGUGGACGGGCUGCAGUAUUACUGCAGCUAGAGCGGAGGGCUAUGCUUCCUCAGUCAGCUUCACGGAAAUGCCACUGUUCCGGAAUAAAGAGACCUGUGUCACACUUGGUUCCCUUUCCAUCCUCCCGUGGCCUCAGGCCCCCUUCUCCUUAACAGUAGCUGUAGUGUUUACGCUGGCCUCUCAACAAGCAUCCUCUAUGACUCAGCUCAUUCCACCGUCUGCAGCUUUCCUGUCCAGGAUACCCAGGAGUUUUGCUUAUGUUUUAAGAAGUUUGAUUUGAUCUUGAGAAAGCAAAUUAGCUUCUUUUUUAGCAGUGUGUUCCAUGACUUCCAAAUGUGUGUCCAUAGAGCUAUUGCUUCUGGGUCCUCUGUGUCUUGCAGGUUCUCUUCCUGUCAGCCUGAACCUCUGUGGGAACAACCCUCUCUGCCCCCAUGAUCACGGUGCCUUGGGUCAAAGCUUCCUCAAGCCUGCUCUGCCAGUGCUCUCAGUGCUUUCUGAGAUUUGAUCAUGGCUUGAAGUGAUGGGAACUUUCCUCUGUACCAAACAACCUUCAGAGUGGCCAGGACUGAUCUGAUUGGAGGUUGACUCGGCAGGAUUGAGGAAGCGAGCCUUUGUUCUGAGUUUCGCUGAUUAGUUUAAAGUGAAAUUUCAUUACCAUUCUAAUGGUCCUCAAACCCCAGUGUUAGUACUGUAAUGCUCCCAGGGCUUCCGGGAAACCACUCAUGUGAGAGCCCCUCUGCUGCUGCCUAGAAAUGACUAGAUCCUACCCCUGACAAGUGGGUGCUUUACAGAGUCCUCUGGUUUCUUACAUUAUCAGGGAUAUGCAUACGCAUAUAUUAAAAAUGGACCUAUUUUGAUACUGUUCUGUUAGGAAAAUGUUAUUGGAACCCUAGUAAGUUAUUUUUUCCCUUGAAUCUGUGCUAAAGGCAAAGAAGUAUACUGAGUGACCUUAGUGGUAAGUGGGGGAGAGGCAGCCCUUCAAGAGAGACGGAGGACUCCAGCCAAAGCCUCAGUUAUAUACACAUUGAGUCUUUGUAUGCAAACAGUGUGCCCAGCCACUCCCCUUCUGGCUGGUCUGAAGGUCUUCCUGGAUUGUAUAAAACCCUGUGUUUGAGGGAAGUCUUUCAGAUGGUAUGAAGUCUUUUUAAAGUUCCCUCAGUCUAUGUGGAAACAUCUUUUGAUCCACAAAGACCUAACUUGUACCCUCAAGAGGAACAAGGUCUUCCCUAGCACACUGAGAUACAUUAAAGACAUUUUAGGCCACGCGUUGGUGUGUGAGCAGCAGUUGUAUGCAUGAAUACUCUUCAAUUCCUGGACAAGAUGAAGUAGUCUACAAAUAAGGCCUCAGGAAAUGGCAUGGCUCCUGUACUGUGUAAAGCCUGCAGCCUUCUAGUGACAGAUCCUGUGAAGACUGCUACGUGGAGCUGGAAGGUUCUUCAGGCUGCAGGCAAAGCCUGUGUGCACUGAGCUGGCCUCCUGGAUAGGGCUCAGUUAAAAACCUCCGGUGCCUACAGCCUAGGGAUCCUCCAAGUCUGAGGUUGUUUUGAAUUUGAGAGUUGCACUUUUCACGUUACCAGCAUGUUGUCCUCAAAAUUUGUAUCUUCCCAGAUGUCAGAUUAACUACCAAAAAGUUGUCUGCCCUUUAUAGGUCAGCACCAAGGUGUAGCAGUAGUGUCAGUGAGCAGCAAAAAUGCAAACCGCCAUUGUUGAAGGGCUUGCCUAAGAAAGGUUCCCCACUUAACCAGAAAACCUCUUUUUGUACCUGUUCACAACUAGUUUUCUUAACUAUUCUCAUAGAGAUGGUUUGGGCCAACAUGUGGCAGUUGAUAUUAAUGCAUGUUUUAUGCAGAAGAAAAUGUGAUACCAGUUGCUUUUAAGGAAUUCUGGCAUUGUAUGUACAUUUUUGUAGAAAUUAUUACUCAACAUACUUCAAUCAGGUUUCUGUAAAAUCCAAAUUAAAUCAAUUCAAAAUA
This is a messenger RNA of Rattus rattus (black rat), 3385 nucleotides long. It is a transcript of the gene Ubr7, whose product is annotated as ubiquitin protein ligase E3 component n-recognin 7. The transcript has 11 exons. Lineage: Eukaryota; Metazoa; Chordata; Mammalia; Rodentia; Muridae. The coding region runs from base 165 to 1442 and encodes 425 amino acids. Gene Ontology annotation, cellular component: cytoplasm. Gene Ontology annotation, molecular function: zinc ion binding; ubiquitin protein ligase activity. The record is from RefSeq and is a predicted model, not a curated record.